AUGGUUGUAAUAAAUAUAAUAUUCAAAUUAAUUUUAUCAAUUUUAUUUUCUUCAAAAUUUUCAAUAAAAGAUUUGUCAAAAUUAAAUAAAAUAACAAUUCAUUUUGGCUCUUCAAUAAUUAUGUUAAUUCUAUUUUACUUUAAUUGGCUAUUUACAAAUAAAAAUAAUGAAUUAAUUAGUAAAUGGGAUAGAUAUUUUGGGGCUUUAUUUUGUUUAUUGUUGUCUGUUGCUACCUUCAAAAUUUUUCGAAAAAAUCUCCCAUUUCUUCUGUGUGAUUCUCCUGAAGGAAUUGAUGCUAACGAGUUAAAAAAAGAAAUUGAAAAAGAGUUUAAGCAAAUUGAAUGUCGUCAAUUACAUAUUUAUCGAAAAUGGCCAAGCAAAACAAGCUUUGAAGCAUUUGUGCAUAUCCAAAUAAUUGAUUGUUCGUUUAUGAGAGGAAAUGAAGCAAAAAUAAAAACUGAAGCAAAAGUCGAAAAUGAAGCAGAAAAUGAAGCAAAAUCGGAAAUUGAAGCAAAAUCGGAAAUUGAAGCAAAACUUGAAGCAGGAUCAGAACGUGAAGCAGAAGCAAAAAGUGAAACUGAAGCAAAAAUGGAAACUGAAGCAGAAGCAAAAGUUGAAACAAAAUCACACUCUGAAGCAAAAUAUAAAACUGAAGCAAAUUUUCAAAUUGAAGCAGAAAUAGCUGAAAGGCAUAAAGAAAAUCACGUAUUAAAAAUAAUGAGUUCAUUAACCGAAUUUUUAUACAAAAGAGGGGCCUUAAAAGUUAAUAUACAACCUUUAAUUAAUUCUAAUAUUUUAUAG
Molecule: messenger RNA, 801 nt
Organism: Meloidogyne enterolobii
Lineage: Eukaryota; Metazoa; Nematoda; Chromadorea; Rhabditida; Meloidogynidae
Source: the annotation of a GenBank genome assembly